AUGUCUCGCUUGGUCAAUGGGGUGAGGUCGUUCUCCACGACAGCUUCAUCCUUCCUUGCUGACGCCACCGCGGCUUCACAAUCAAUCCGCCAACCCUCCAGCUUCCAGGUCUUCCGCGAUGCUUCCUCAAUUCGGGGGUUACGGCGCCAAUUGCUGCAAAAAGAUCGGACUGUGGGCUUUGUUCCCACCAUGGGCGCACUCCACGAAGGCCAUCUCGCUCUAAUUCGGCAAGCAGCUCGCGAGAAUACAGACAUCUUUGUCAGCAUAUACGUCAAUCCCACACAAUUCGGUGUCACGGAGGAUUUGUCUAGCUACCCUCGCACCUGGGAUACCGACGUUGAGAAAUUGGAAAAGCUAAACGAGGAGCUCGAGCGGUUGGGAGAAAACAGUGCGAGCGCCGGGCGCAUCACUGCCAUUUUCGCACCGACCUCGAAGGUCAUGUACCCUGGUCUGCCCCCGUCAUCAGAAAUUGAUGGGCAUGGCUCCUUCGUCACAAUUACUCCGCUGUCCACGAAAUUGGAGGGCGCUUCGCGUCCGGUAUUCUUCCGGGGUGUAGCGACUGUCUGCAUGAAGCUUUUCAACAUCACUACCCCUGAUCGUGUCUACUUCGGCCAGAAAGACGUGCAGCAGACCGUGGUCAUCAAGCGGAUGGUAGAGGAUUUCCAUGUUGGCACUCAGGUGCGAAUCAUCGAGACCACGCGUGAGAAGGAUGGCCUGGCUUUGAGCUCCCGAAACGUUUAUUUGGGAGAGCGCAGACGAGCUGUCGGCCUCACUGUCUACAAGACGCUGAAAGCCGCCCAGGAAGCCUACUUGGCCGGCAAGACCAGCCGAGCAGAUAUUCUUGGAGCGGCGCAGAAGAUUGCAGAUGAAGUCCUGUCCACGCAGCGGGGACUUUCGCCUGCUGAGAGAGCCCUUUAUGAGGUCGAUUAUAUUUCUCUCGCCGAUCCCGAUACCCUCGACGAGCUGGAAAUCGUCGACACGGCCAAGGGUGCGGUUUUGAGUACCGCGUUCAAGAUGGCGCCCCUGGAAGAGACCAAGCCAGACGAGGACUGUGGACUAGGCGAUGGCAAGGUCCCCGUACGAUUGAUUGACAAUAUCAUUCUGCAGCCUCGUGCUUGA
Penicillium bovifimosum is the source of this 1119-nucleotide messenger RNA. Its product is annotated as pantoate--beta-alanine ligase PAN6. The record is from RefSeq and is a predicted model, not a curated record. Lineage: Eukaryota; Fungi; Ascomycota; Eurotiomycetes; Eurotiales; Aspergillaceae. The transcript has 2 exons. The coding region runs from base 1 to 1119 and encodes 372 amino acids. Gene Ontology annotation, biological process: pantothenate biosynthetic process. Gene Ontology annotation, molecular function: pantoate-beta-alanine ligase activity.